GGCUAUGGACCAUGUCAGCCAGAUUGGUUACAAUGUUGUAAUUCGGCCAAAUGGUUGACAGUUCAUGUCGGCGCCUUCGUCUUUUUGGCUGGGAUGCAAGUUACUGGGUUAAAAGCUGCUGCGGCACGACCAUUAGAGAAGCAAUUUGGAUUCACCAGUACCGAAAUUGGCAUUAUGGCAGCCAUGUAUGAUGUUGGAGCGGCUAUAUUUGGCUUUAUAUUUAGUUUUUUCGCUGCUCAUACGCAUAAAGGGAAAUGGGUAGCGACUGGAAGCAUAUUAAUGGCUGUCGGAUCGAUGAUUAUUGCUUCUCCUCAUUUCAUUUACGGACGUUAUCAAUAUUCUGCGGUUUUAAAUGUAAGCAGUAUAUGUGAUGAAACAGUCAGUGGUAGCUGUACUAGUGGUGCGAUAUCUUCGUCAUCUGUACAACUUAUUAUCCUCUCCUUGGGCCAACUUAUUUCUGGUAUGGGGUCGACAAUUAUUUGGACUAUCGCUUAUCCCUAUCUCGACGAAAAUGUCAGCCCAACAGCAUCACCUAUCUACAUAGGUGUAUUUGGCGCGUUAGCUUCUCUUGGACCUGGAGCUGGAUAUUUACUAGGAGGCGCUUUCUUAAAUUUCUUUGUCGAUUGGCCUACUAGACCAACAGAUAUCAACUCUUCCGAUCCGCAAUGGGUUGGCGCUUGGUGGUUUGGCUAUGUAUUAUCUGCUAUAUUAAUGGCUAUGACAGCGGUUCCUUUACUAGCCUAUCCCAAGCAUUUACCAGAAUACGAGAAAAACAAAGAAAAGCGUGCUAAGAUUGCUAUCGGUAAAUCUGUAAUUGACAAUAACUACGGCAAUAGUAUUAAAGAGCUACCAAAAGCUGUUAAAGAAUUGGUUACAAACAAGGUUUUCUUAUUCGUUACACUUGGAGCUACGACAGAGGGAAUGACUGUUGGUGGACUAUCAACGUUCAUUCCAAAGUAUCUACAAACUCAAAUGAACAUCUCGUCAUCGCGUGCAAGUUUCCUUUCUGGCAUCUUAGUUGUCAUUGGAGCUGCAAGUGGAAUGCAGCUAGGAGGAGUUGUCGUUCGCGUAAAAAGAUUGCGUCCGGUUCAGAUUGCAAAAUUCUGCUACUCAGUUGGCAUUGCAGGGAUAUUUUGUGCUCUUCUUAUAUUAUUUAAUUGUUCAGAUGUUCCUAUAGCUGGGGUAACCAAAUCGUACCUUGCUAACAAUACUAGCCAAUCAUUAACCAACAUGAAUCUUGUAUCAGGAUGUAAUGGCAAUUGCAAUUGCUACAUAUCAAACUACGAUCCAGUAUGUGGUAUCGAUGGUAUAUCUUAUGCAUCUCCUUGCUAUGCUGGCUGCUCAUAUUCGCGAAUCAAUGGUACUAGUAAGUAUUAUUAUUCAUGUUCCUGUAUCAGCAAAGGCAAUACUUCUGCAACGAUGGCUAGCCAAUCCUAUGAUGCUGUUCGUGAACUAUGCCCCAAUAACUGUAAAUUUUUCAUUCCAGUGUUAAUUGCCAUAUCAUUGAGCAUGUUUAUAACAUAUUUUAAUUCAGUCCCGGCAUCGCAAGUCAUUAUGAGAUGCGUACCAGAAAGUCAGCGGUGUUUUGCUUUAGGUAUUAAUUGGCUUGUACUGCGUUUACUAGGAUCUGUGCCGGGUCCACUUAUUGUUGGCAGUAUUAUUGACCAGUCAUGUAUACUUUGGAACGAGCAAUGUGGUAGACGAUCAUUUUGCUGGAAGUAUGAUAAUUACCUGUUGAGUGUACUGUUGACAGUUGUCUUAGUCACUCUAAAGACGCUGACGGCGGUAUUCUUCUUCUUGGCAUGGUAUUUCUUU
Molecule: messenger RNA, 1815 nt
Organism: Trichoplax adhaerens
Lineage: Eukaryota; Metazoa; Placozoa; Uniplacotomia; Trichoplacea; Trichoplacidae
Exons: 7
Biological process (GO): transmembrane transport
Cellular component (GO): membrane
Molecular function (GO): transmembrane transporter activity; protein binding
Source: RefSeq, a predicted model, not a curated record